UUCGUAAACAAAAGGAAAACAGUGUGAAUAAGAAAAAUCCUUUCGUAACCAUAUCACCACAUUAAAUUCUCACACGAAACCAAAGCAUUCUUAGUGAAAGGUUAACCAUCGUGAACAUAUUCACCUCACUCAUUAGUAAUUUUUUUUGCAAACACCUUUUUAUACUAGACAAGUAACUAGACAAACCAAGAAUCAACCAUUUUUUUUUAUAACCUAGAAUAAUCACCUCACACAACUAUAUCACCAACCAUGGAAAAAUCGGAUCGAAGUGUAGCUAUACCAGCACCUAACCACAGAUCUAAUAUUCGUCUUGUGUUGAUGACGAUAUUGGCAACGUCAAUAACCAUCUUAUCCUUAAUCAAGUUCAUGCCUACAACAUUAUCAUUUUCAGCAACACCAUGCCAUCAUACUUCUCAUCAUAGACACCACCACAACAACCACUAUUACAAUCAUUCAAUUGAUUUGUAUGAGGACGAAACCACUUAUUAUAACUUGUCAUCCACGACUGAGUUAUCUAGUGUGAUUCCUCUGACCACUUUUGAAGUUGCCAGUACAUACCAUAUCGUUUCUCUUCUCAAGAGAGCUGAAAAUGGAACCUCAUCAACAACUUCCCAAUCCAGCAGCAAUGGCCCAUCACACUCCUCUAGCGUUGUUCCACCUCCUGAGACCAGUGAGCAAGAACAAGAAACUACUUCCGCAACACCAGAGGAUGAAACCACCAGUGCUUCUCCCGAACCACAAUCAACAGCUCCUGAUAAUGAAACCACAGCUGCUUUCGAAUCAUCUACCACCGCUGAAGAGGAAGAAACUAGCGCUAGUCCAUCACCUACUGAAACCAGUCCUCCUGAAACCAGUGAGACAUCAGAAAGCAAGACUAGCUCUUCUAAGACCACCCCUACUAGUUCUGCCCCUGCUACUACUGGAGUGUCCAAGCAAGUCACCACCGCCACAUCCGUAGAUAACGGUAGAACCAUUGUGGUUACCAUGACAUCAAUAGUCAACGGUACCCAACCAACUAAUGCCACUGAACACAACAACGAUAGCCAAGAGCUGAGUGGAUUAUCCAACACAAACAAGAUCGUGGUUGGUGUUGUUGUUGGUGUUGGUGGGUCUAUUUUGCUCGGGUUAUUAGGGGUAUUCUUUUACUUGAGAAGAAGAAACAACCGUGAUUUUGAAAACGGAGGUUGGACUUUCUGGAGAAAGAAUGAAAAACUUGGUAGUGACGAGUUCUUCAACGGCGAAUUAGGGGUCAGAGAUAGAAACAUCAACCAAGGAUCAAACUUUUAGAGAAGCCACAAUAUUUGUUUAUUUUGUUUAUUUAAGGUACUAUUAAUUUGUCUGCUUUUUCUCUUUUGUAUAGUUAGUAUGCAUAUUUUAAUAUAUCAAAAUUUUUUUU
Messenger RNA from Spathaspora passalidarum NRRL Y-27907, 1396 nucleotides. RefSeq names its product Dfi1p (gene DFI1). NCBI's taxonomy places the organism in Eukaryota, Fungi, Ascomycota, Pichiomycetes, Serinales, Debaryomycetaceae. The record is from RefSeq and is a predicted model, not a curated record. The transcript has a single exon. Bases 250 to 1287 code for a protein of 345 amino acids.